This is a messenger RNA of Pediculus humanus corporis (human body louse), 2532 nucleotides long. RefSeq names its product guanine nucleotide exchange factor, putative. The record is from RefSeq and is a predicted model, not a curated record. The coding region runs from base 1 to 2532 and encodes 843 amino acids. Gene Ontology annotation, cellular component: plasma membrane. The transcript is spliced from 13 exons. NCBI's taxonomy places the organism in Eukaryota, Metazoa, Arthropoda, Insecta, Psocodea, Pediculidae. Gene Ontology annotation, biological process: positive regulation of GTPase activity; Ras protein signal transduction. Gene Ontology annotation, molecular function: guanyl-nucleotide exchange factor activity.
AUGUCGUUAAACAGAAUACAAAAACUUUUAUUCUCCGAAUAUUCCGAUUUUGAAGAUAUGAUAUUAGUUGAAAGUCCUUUUGCGGAAACAACACGAGAAGGUCGGGGAAUCAGACAGGUACAAAUAGGUUUGACCCCGACGAAAUUAGUUUUGGCGACGGAUAUAAUUAAACAUGCGUGCGAUUAUCCCGUUGCUUUUUUCCCCGGAUGCAUUGAUGCGGAAAUAGAAAGUUUAGAAUUGAUAUCGAUAUUUCCGAUCGAAUUGGUCACCCUGAGCGUUUUCAGGAGACGAAGACGGAAAGUUUUAAAAGCUAAAUUCCACGACGGAAAUCCAAAUCACAACAGCAAAAUCGUUUAUUUCGAAUUGGGAGGCUCGGACAAGAGAAAGAUGUUUUGGAACCUUUGGUGCGAACGUGUGAGAUUUCUAAGUCCGGAAGAUAAAGCAGGAUCGUCCAUGACGGAAACAUCCGUUGCAAGUUCAACGAGUGCAAGUUCGUUACACGUGGCAAAAACGAGAGUGUCGAAAGAUAAAAUAUGGCAAUACUACGCUGGAAAACAUCACAACAUAAUAUCGAAUUGUUCAUUAAAAAAAAAUCUUCGAUGGACGGAUAAAGAUUUAUUUUUCGGUGAUAAACUCGAAUUGAUAAGUUACAAAAUAGAACCGAUAUCUUAUGCCACGUUAUUACAAAACGAUUCGGAUGAAAUUCGCACCCUGUAUCGACGACAAAGAUUUCAAAUGAGUAGAUCCUCACUCAGUAGCAUACCCUCGAAGGAAGUGUCCAUAUGUAAUAGUAAAAAAGCAGAACACAUAAAUCGUUUCGGGGAAGGUAUAGACGAGGGUUGCAAAACCGGUUUAUACCUUCCCGCGAUAAGCUACAGCAAAUGUUCAUUUUCCAUACAGUCUAUAGAUUCUAGAACGUUAGUGCCGACGAAAUUGAAACAUUCACCUGCCACGUUUACUAAAAUAUGCGACGAAGCUGUGGAAACGUGGGAAACGUCACUUUUGGAAACGAAAGAAAAUCGUCAUCCGCGACAUUAUGGACUCACGACAAUGUCUGAUCUGUCCUACGGUUUGGGUAUAUACGCGACGGGAAAAGGAGAUUCCUUUUCGAUUCAGAUGAAAAAAUCCGUUUCGUUGGUACACGUGAUUGACGAAACGACAGAAAUGGAAAAUGAAUUUGAAAAACCAUCGAAAAAAUUACAUUUGUGCAACAGCACGUCAUACGAAUCCUUUCGACCAUGGAGUGCACAACACGUCAUAGAACAACAACCCAUGCAAUUUUGGACAACGGAUUUAUGGUUUAAACCUUACACUAUAAAAACAAUAUACAGAGCGAAUCAAUGUUAUUUGAAAAAAUUAAACGUUUUCCUCAUGAGAAGAAACGGAAGUUCUGCAACCACGACAAACGGAAGUUCAAACAGCAUAAUAUUACCGAAAAAAAUGAGACUCAUGAAUUUUGGUAAAAAAUUAAUUAGAACGUCGAAAAUAUUUCAUUUGAAAUACGAUAAAUCCGAAUCGGAUUUUAAAAAAAAUUUAAAACUCGAAAACGAUAUAUCGAUUUGGGAUAUCGAUAGCACGACUCUGGCUUUUCAAUUGACAAUGUUAGAUGCACAAUUGUUUUUAAAGAUACCACCGGACGAAUUAAGAUUAUUAACAAUUCAUAAAAAUGGUAAAUCAUCCCUUAAUUUGAUGACUUGGAUAAUUUUUUCAUGCAGGGUAUCAUGUUUGAUAGCAUCUGAAAUUUUAUUAACGGAUGAUUUAAAGUUUCGUGCGAGACUCAUAUCGAGAUUUAUAAACGCGGCUGAAAAAUGUCAUAUGCUACAUAAUUAUCAAUCCUGUAGGAGUAUAUUAUCCGGUUUGCAAAGUCCUGGAAUAUACAGGCUAAAAUAUACUUGGGGACAAGUCCGACACAAUCACGCAACAAAAUAUCAUCGAUUGUACCGUGAUCCAAGAUUGGGGUCUUAUCAGAAAGCUUUUAAUAAAUCAUCAUUGGAACAACCUUAUCUUCCUUGUGCCACCCACAUACUCUCAACAUUUCUCGGUUAUACCGUGAAAGAAGAUUUAACAACUUCUUCGUCUACUUCUUUUUCACAAGAUUUGUUUUAUUUUCCCGUCAAUCACAUAAACGGUGCUAAAAAUUUAACGAUGAGUAGUAGCGUGAAUGCUGCCGCAGCCGCCGUCAAUGCUGCCAACAAUUAUCAAACGGAAAAAAAAACAUCAGUACCAAAAUUACUAAAACAAAUUUUUUCCGCAUUGAAAAUAUAUCCGUCGGAAAAAUCCGUUAGAGAGAAAACAAACGAAGAACAAUCGUCUGAAUUUGAUAAAUCAUCAUCGUCGACAACGACGGAUUCGCCAACCGGAUUGUUAAAUAAUUUAGAUUGUUUAUCGCCGGAAGAAAUGCUUAACGCGACGAAAGCAGCGAGAAAAUACGAUUUGAGCGAAAAUCAAUUGGCUAAAAAUUAUCUAUUGAAAAUGCCCUAUAAAGAAAAUAAGGAUUGUUAUUUUGCAUCGUUUAGAAUCGAACCUGAUUAA